GAGAAGAAACGCCGUCGACCGCCGCUGUCUUGUGAGCAAUGCCGGAGACGCAAAAUUCGCUGCGACCGCACGCAGCCGUGCAACAAAUGCGUCGAAUCCAACGCCCCCAGCUGCACAUAUGCGCCGGUUCACAUUCCGGCAUGGCGGACCAAGAAGCUGGAUCUGAUGAUGAACGGCAAUGGCAAUUCGGCUACCGAUAAUGCGGCAAGGCCUUCCAUAGACUCUAUCAGCGCAUCUUCGUCAAAAGGAAUCAGCCCUAACGCUGGUUCUUCUACUUCAUCGUCUCCUAAUGUCGAUUGGCUAGUUGCCCGGGUUCAUCAGCUGGAGGAAAAGCUCGCCAAAGCUCUACGUAUUAAUGAUGCUCAAGAUGGGCCAAAAAGGCACCAAACCACACCGGAGACGGCGGAACCUGGAGAUGGAUUUGUGGCCAAGUCCCGGUACUACGCUCACAGCCACUGGAUAUAUGGCGUCAACAUUCUCAAGGUUGAGCAUGAUCUUGUUGGUCAAGAUAACAUCAAUCAGGGUGAAUUAUAUGCUUCACUCCUGAAAUGCAAGACAAUUGGCCGCAAGAUCAAGAAGAACCGCCUUAAGCCACUCUCUUCAACUAACCUAGGAGCCCAAAUACCUGACCGAGAGCUGGCUGAUGUGCUUGUCGAAAACUAUCUCCGCACUUUUGAAGGUGUCUUCCGCGUUGUUCACAUCCCUACAUUCCGGGCUGAUUACGCGAAAUUCUGGGAGAAUAACCAUCCGCCCAAUGAGUCCUUUGUGAUUCUAAUGCAGCUCGCCAUGGCACUUGGGGCGGCUUUGUACGAUGAGCAUUUCUCCCUGAGGCCAAUGGUAACGCAAUGGAUUUUCGAAGCCCAAAUGUGGCUCAUGAUUCCGCCAGAGAAGAAAAGAAUCAACAUGGAGGGCAUUCAGAUACAGUGUCUUUUGCUUCUGGCCAAGUCUACGUGCAACGUCGGUGUAGACAUGGUGUGGAUGAUGGCUGGCAAUUUGGUAAGGAACGCCAUGUUUGUGGGCCUGCAUCGAGAUCCUCAAUAUCUCGGAGACUUGACUAUAUAUCGGGCCGAGAUGCGGCGUCGUUUGUGGGCGACUGUUUUGGAGCUGAAUAUGCAAUUUUCCUUUGAAGGAGGCGGUUCGCCACUGCUGUCUACAGCGCACUACGAUACUCUUCCUCCCGCGAAUCUAAACGACGAUGAGCUCACAGACGAAAAGGACAAUGGAAGACUGAACGCUAAAGGCCCCAAGGUGCCGACUCAGACGUCCAUUCUGAGGGCUCUGCUGGCUACGAUACCACUGCGCAUGAAUCUCAUCAACCACGUCAACAACACAAGGCCAGGCGACCACUAUGAGGAAACAUUACGACUGAAUUCAGAUCUGACAAAGGCCUGCCGAGCCAUCUCGGAGGCCCUCCAAUCUCUCCAGGCCGUAGCGAAUUCACCGAUCACCCAGUUUCACGUCCUGGUGACGGAGAUUUUUCUCUACCGUUGCUUCCACGCACUUCACCAGCCCGUCAUUGUCAAAUAUAUAAACGACGCCAGAUUCUACUUUUCGCGACAAAUGUGUCUGGACAGUGCCAUGAAGAUAUCACACAUUUGGGGGUUUCCAGAUGCUUGGUCCGAAGAUAAAGCUACCGCAACAGGAGCCAUGGAUCCUGAUCUCAAGAGGCUAGUCACUAACGGAACGGGCAUGUUUCAUAAUGUCGCAUCGCAGGCCAUGAUCAUCGUCCAGAUAGAGCUCCUCCACGCCAAGGCUGGCCAGCCUACGAGCCUAGGCUAUCUCCCAACGGUAGGCAGCGCCAACUUGAGCGCCCGCCUCGAAGCCACGCGGACGUGGAAGCUCGAGAGGGUGCGUUCCGGAGAGACGAACGUCAAGGGCAUUAUCUUCACGGCGGCCUGUCUCGCGCACGUCAAGGCCCUGGAACAGGGCGUCGAUUGUAAGCAAAGGACGCGCAUGAUGUUUCAAGCGGCGACGGAGGUUGGCCAGCAGUGCUUUGAGAUUCUUAAGGAGGUUGCCGAGCGGGAAGGAUUACCUAGGUCUAAGUGGGAGGAUGAGACAACGAGUCUUGAUGGCAGUUCUCUGGGGGACAUUCCCAUGGACUGGAUGCAGGAUUGGGCGUGGGAUGACACACAGGGGAUUUCGUUUCCGCAGUGGGAUCCUGAUUUCGAUGCAGGUGAUUUUAUGGAGGAAUUAGGGUUUGACAUUGGUCAGUUUUAGGUUGGUUGAGUUUGAGAGAGGGGGAGGUGAGGGCCUGUACACUACUGGAAAAUAAAAAUCUCUCUUCAAUACCU
Trichoderma virens Gv29-8 is the source of this 2291-nucleotide messenger RNA. RefSeq lists its product as uncharacterized. The record is from RefSeq and is a predicted model, not a curated record. Gene Ontology annotation, molecular function: DNA-binding transcription activator activity, RNA polymerase II-specific; RNA polymerase II cis-regulatory region sequence-specific DNA binding; zinc ion binding. NCBI's taxonomy places the organism in Eukaryota, Fungi, Ascomycota, Sordariomycetes, Hypocreales, Hypocreaceae. Gene Ontology annotation, biological process: DNA-templated transcription; regulation of transcription by RNA polymerase II. Gene Ontology annotation, cellular component: nucleus. Bases 166 to 2217 code for a protein of 683 amino acids. The transcript has 3 exons.